UUCCCCAGAGUGAUCUCUGCCAUUGUGAUCAGUGGGAAGGCACUGGGAAAAGCUUUCUCAUUAAGCCACAGAUUAUGCCAAAACCAGAUUACAGCUGCCCAGUUGUUCAAACUGUUGAUGAGAGAAACGUGUCUAAAUUUUUCCAUUACAAAUUCAAUUUAUUCAAUCAGACAUUUUCAGGAAAAUUUGGUGUGUAAUAAUGCCAUGCCCUCUCUCCAGGAGCAUUUAAAAAAAGGGGGGUUAAAAUUCAUGAACUGCAAGUUCACCUAUCCAACCCGGACUGACAUCCAGGUGUUACAUGGACUACUGGUGUCUUUGAAGCCGGGCCAGAACCUGACCUUUGUGGGCAGCAGUGGCUAUAGGAAGAGCACUAGUGUACAGCUGUGGGAGAGGUUCUAUGAUCUAGAUGAGGGCAGAUUGAUUGAUGGCUGUCCAUCACACACUGUCAACGUGCCCUUCCUGAAGGCUCAGAUUAGCAUUGUCUCCCAAGAACCAGUGCUGUUUGACUGUGGUAUUGCUGAAAAUAUCCAGCAUGAUGAUAACACAAGGAACGUGAGCAUGGUGGAGAUUGUUGAAGCUGCCAAGAAAGCUCAUCUCCAAUACUUUGUGAUGACUCUACCAGAUGUGAGUAGUGUAACUGAAAUUGUACUAUCUUUUGUAAUACUUCUAUGUCAUAAUAUCCCACUUCACUUUGUACUGUGGCGAAUGUCAAAGAUGAAUAUUUUAUUGUGGUGGGAACAUGUUAUUAUCUUCUGAUACUGUUUGCUCUCAUUGUAUUGUAAGUACUGUACUGGACAUUCCUGUGUUUGACUAUCGCCAAUAGAAACUCAAGAUUCUGGUACUGGAUGAGGCCACCUCUGCAUUGGACACAGAGAGUGAAAAGGUUCCCAGAUAGCAUAGCCGUCAUGUCCCAAGGCGCUGUCAUAGAAAGAGGGACUCAUGAGAAAUUCAUGGCUGAGAGAGCUAUCUACUUUAGAAAUCUUUAUACUCUCUUUGGAUAAUUCAUUCCAAUCAUUUAAAAGUUAACAGCAGGUAUUUUGCAUAAACUAGUCACAGCAGGGGCUCCAAUCAGCUAAACCAAAUUUUUCUAGAGAUGGGAUGCAUUACGAGGAGAUGGAGUUUGUCACUAACCAAAGUACAUCUAUGUGAUAUUUUUAUGAUACAUGUGGAAUAACUAUAGACUAAACAUCAAAGUCCAUGGCGGGAAGUAUUCAGACCGCUUAAUUUCUUACAAAUUCUGUUACAUUACAGCCUUAUUCUAAAAUGGAAUACAUUUUUUAAAAUCCUCAUCAAUCCACACACAAUAGCCCAUAAUGACAAAGCAAAAACAGGUUUUUAGAAUUUGUGCAAAUGUAUUAAAAAUACAAAACAGAUAACUUAUUUACAUUCAGACCGUUUGCUAAGAGACUUAAGAUUUUGCUCAGGUGCAUCCUGUUUCCAUUGAUCAUCCUUGAGCUGUUUCUACAACUUGAUUGAAGUCCACCUGUGAUAAAUGUAAUUGUUUGGACAAUA
Messenger RNA from Oncorhynchus mykiss (rainbow trout), 1512 nucleotides. The record is from RefSeq and is a predicted model, not a curated record. NCBI's taxonomy places the organism in Eukaryota, Metazoa, Chordata, Actinopteri, Salmoniformes, Salmonidae.